This is a messenger RNA of Monascus purpureus, 2486 nucleotides long. The record is from the annotation of a GenBank genome assembly. NCBI's taxonomy places the organism in Eukaryota, Fungi, Ascomycota, Eurotiomycetes, Eurotiales, Aspergillaceae.
UACUAGACUGAAUUAAAAGGAUUUGGUCAGUGCAAGUGGGAAGAAGGACAGCUUUAUAUGCCAUCUUCAAAAGCAAUGUGACAGAAUGAUAGGAUGCAUAUGUAUGCUCCAAGAUCGUAUUUCGGCUUUAACAUUCGUCCUGACGUAACCCCGAUGCUAGAAUCUCACCUCUUUGCGGCGUUUCGACAUGGAAAUAACGAUAAACCCGGCUCCGUCGGAUUGUAAAUACGAGAUGCAAACAAAUAACUUAGACACCCGACUUUGGUUAGUUUGCAUAUUUGUCUUGUUGUCAAACAAGCAAACAAUACAAAUAAUACAAAUCAUGCAUCGUGCUUGUCACCAGCUCUUUCCCAGAUCCAACUUCUGCGCUCAUGAUACCAUAUUCAAAGCGAUGCUGCUGACUAUCUGGCCUGAACAAUUGCGGUACCAUAUCACAGACCAUUAACCCAUCAAAGAUGAUGCUGAGGAAGUUCCAGCAUGGAUCAAGCAGGCCCAAAGAUACCGGUUUCUCCUGGUAUCAAACAGCAGCAAUGCGGAGAACCACCAAUAUAAAUAUAUAAUAAUACAGUCCAUAAGCUGCGUUAUUAUUGGGGUCUAACUUGACAUAUGAAGCAGAGCAAUGACAAGGAUCACUAACAGGAUGUGGAAGAUAGCACACCCCAUUCAGACAUUGACCUAUAUUGAUUGAGCUCAUGCUGCUUAGGUUCUGUCGACCGGCAAAUUCUUUGGGAGGUGGACCUGUCCCCAUUUACCCGGGCUCGAUCACACUCAGCGCUCUGAAGGGCCUCUCGUUCGGCUCCAUGGACACAGUCGAGUUUAUGGUGAUGUAUACGUAGCUGGUCGCCUCAUGCGCAACGAGUUGGUCGAAUACGAAGGCAAAUUGCCUCUCAGACAUGUCGAAGAUGAAGAAUAAGACGAAUGAUGGAGCCCAAAGUUGAAAGGAACAGCCGACAAUUGUAAAGAUAGAGUAGUCGCAGGGCCAAGUUGAUGACCCGAUAGUGCAGUAGUCUUCUUUUUUUAGUCGAGAUUCAAAGGAACUAAGAAUCGUCCUCAGGCAGAUUACAGUCCGACUCCAGAACCAUGGAUACACCGACGGAGUGCGGUAUACGAACCCCCGAUGACGUACAAAUGGUCUCAGAUAUUAGUAGUAAUACUACGGUCAUCGAUUCAUUCUGGUGUACGGUGCGUCUUGUGGACAUUUCAACAAAGCAGACAAACAAGAGAGCACUCAUGAACACCGAGAAAUGGCGCCUCUGAAUGUGAUCAUUAUCGGUGGUGGGAUCUCUGGAUCGAUUUGUGCGCGUGUACUACGAGAGCAUCACAACGUCACGAUCAUCGAACGCUCGAAUCAUGAGCGUGCAUACGGGAAUGGCGUCAAUCUGGGACCGAACGCGACGAAGAUUCUGGAUAAACUGGGCUUCAGUACAGAGCGGGCUCAAACUAUCAUCCUGGAAAAGUAUAGGAUAAUCGACAGUAGCGGCGCGCUGCGGGAAGACUACGACCUGCGUCCCUAUCAAGAGAUCAGUGAAGGGCGCUGGUACAGUCUACAAUGGGCGGAUAUGUGGCAUGAAUUUAGGCGGCUUGCCCUGGCGCCGUCAGAAGAGCUCGGGAUAUCCGGCCGGCCAGCAACGAUGAUCAUGGGUGUCAAAGUAGUGAACGUCGAUGUGGAGAAGGGGGAGGUCUUUCUCGAGAACGGAAAUAAGCUGGAAGGAGAUCUUAUAAUCGGCGCAGACGGGAUCAGGUCCGUGCUUCGAUCAAUCGUUUUAGGUGAUAGACAUGACGUCGGUUCAACACAAGAAAUCGGGAUGACCGCAUUCAGAUUCAUAAUGCCGGCCGAGCAUGUCGAAGAAGCCGCGGGCAAGUUGCGUGUGAUGGACCCUGAAAAGCCACCUUGUCUGGACCACUACCUGGCACUGGAUGGCAGCAAACGGAAGAUCAUCAUGUAUCCCUGCCGCAACUUCAAGCUUCUGAAUGCCAUCUGUAUGGCCCCGAAACUCCUCGUCAGCGGCACCGCUGGAGAACCAUGGGGCACGCCAGGCGACGGAAACCACCUUGCUGACUGUUUUUCUGACUUCGGAGAACCUUGCCAGGCCCUAUUACAAAACGUCAAAGAGAUCAAGCUCUACCCGAUGAGCGACUUAGUUCCAUUACCAACCUACAUCAGAGGUCGAGCAAUCCUAGUCGGUGAUGCAGCACAUACCUUGUCACCGCAUCAGGAUCAAGCAAGCAGCCAGGCUAUAGAGGAUGCUGAAGCCUUCGAACUUUUCAACAAGGAUAUCGAUCGAUCACAGAUACAAGACAUCUUGAAGGAUAUCGACCGCAUACGUCGGCCCCGGGCAGCGUCUCUUCAGCAAACUACGCGAGCAGCUUUAAUCGACCCCAAAGAAAGUGCGGAUCCCAUGCGUUACCUGUUCUACUGGACGUACCCUGGUAUCCGGCAGUGUCUGAAAAACACGGAUGAAGGCAGGCAAAUGAUGGAGAUCUGA